AUGUCAAACGCAAAAGAAAAUGUUUUAUUUUAUAUUUGUAAGAUCCUGUUUGAUAAAAAAAAUGCACCUAUUGUUGCUAUUGUGCCUAACAUAUGGGUACAAAAUUGUAGCAACAUGUAUUUUUGUUUUUGGCUGCCACAAAAAUUUCAAGUAACAAAAAUGAUAAAGUCGGUUGUUUUACCAGACGAAGAAACAUGGUUUCAAUAUCCUUGCGAAAUAUUUAAAACAUUUGGAACAUAUGAGGAAGCUAGAAGUAAAUCUAACUACAACUUUGAAGGUCGAAACUCUGGAAAACAUGCUUUCAAAGAUUUGAUAAUGUUUAGCAUUCUACUUGAUGUAACUAUGAUGAAACAUCCAACAGGAUCCGAAGAUGUGAUUGGAUGCAGAGUUAAAAACUGGUUACGCUUAGCACCAACCCGGGACAAAUAUAAAAAAUAA
Messenger RNA from Macrosiphum euphorbiae (potato aphid), 438 nucleotides. NCBI's taxonomy places the organism in Eukaryota, Metazoa, Arthropoda, Insecta, Hemiptera, Aphididae. The record is from the annotation of a GenBank genome assembly.